Dryobates pubescens (Downy woodpecker) is the source of this 4251-nucleotide messenger RNA. RefSeq names its product ankyrin repeat domain 44 (gene ANKRD44). Gene Ontology annotation, cellular component: T-tubule; nucleus; ciliary inversin compartment. Gene Ontology annotation, molecular function: protein binding; transcription cis-regulatory region binding. The record is from RefSeq and is a predicted model, not a curated record. The transcript is spliced from 30 exons. The coding region runs from base 105 to 3143 and encodes 1012 amino acids. Lineage: Eukaryota; Metazoa; Chordata; Aves; Piciformes; Picidae. Gene Ontology annotation, biological process: regulation of cardiac muscle contraction; protein localization to ciliary inversin compartment; positive regulation of transcription by RNA polymerase II.
GCGGAGCCGAGCCGCCGCUGCUGCCGCUGCCACCGCCGCAGCAGCGCCGGUCGCGGGGCGCGCUCGUCGCUGGAGCUGUAUAUGCGCGGGAGGAGCGGCGGAGGAUGGCAGUGCUCAAGCUCGCCGACCAGCCACCGCUGGUCCAAGCGAUUUUCAGUGGUGAUCCAGAAGAGAUACGGAUGCUGAUCUACAAAACUGAGGAUGUCAACGCCUUGGAUGCUGAGAAACGAACCCCUCUUCAUGUUGCAUCAUUCCUGGGGGAUGCAGACAUCAUUGAGUUGCUCAUUUUGUCAGGUGCUCGAGUUAAUGCCAAGGACAACAUGUGGCUGACUCCUCUCCAUCGAGCAGUUGCUUCAAGAAGUGAAGAAGCAGUGCAAGUAUUGAUCAAGCACUCAGCUGACGUCAAUGCUCGGGACAAGAACUGGCAGACCCCACUGCAUGUGGCAGCUGCCAACAAGGCAGUGAAGUGUGCAGAAGUCAUCAUCCCCAUGCUGAGCAGCGUCAAUGUCUCUGACCGGGGCGGGCGGACAGCGCUGCACCACGCAGCUCUCAAUGGCCACAUUGAGAUGGUGAACUUGCUCUUGGCCAAGGGGGCAAACAUCAACGCUUUUGACAAGAAGGACAGAAGAGCUCUUCACUGGGCAGCAUACAUGGGUCACCUGGAAGUUGUUGCCUUACUGAUUAAUCAUGGUGCAGAAGUGACUUGUAGAGACAAGAAGGGUUACACCCCACUUCAUGCAGCUGCAUCCAAUGGGCAGAUUAAUGUUGUGAAACAUCUCCUUAACCUGGGGGUAGAGACUGAUGAGAUGAACAUCUAUGGAAACACUGCACUUCACAUUGCCUGUUACAACGGUCAGGAUUCUGUUGUUAAUGAGCUGAUUGACUAUGGUGCUAAUGUAAAUCAGCCCAAUAAUAAUGGAUUCACUCCCCUGCACUUCGCUGCUGCCUCCACUCACGGAGCUCUGUGUCUUGAACUGCUGGUGAAUAAUGGGGCAGAUGUUAAUGUUCAGAGUAAGGAUGGGAAGAGCCCACUGCACAUGACAGCUGUCCAUGGGAGGUUCACACGAUCCCAGACCCUCAUUCAGAAUGGAGGAGAGAUUGACUGUGUUGAUAAGGAUGGCAACACCCCUCUGCAUGUGGCUGCGAGAUACGGACAUGAGCUUUUGAUUAACACCCUCAUAACCAGCGGAGCUGAUACUGCCAAGUGUGGGAUCCACAACAUGUUCCCUCUGCACUUGGCAGCGCUGAAUGCUCACUCAGACUGCUGCAGGAAGUUGUUGUCAUCGGGACAAAAGUAUAGCAUAGUGUCCUUGUUUAGUAAUGAGCCCGUGCUGUCUGCAGGCUUUGACAUAGACACCCCUGACAGCUUUGGAAGAACGUGCCUCCAUGCUGCUGCUGCUGGAGGUAAUGUUGAAUGUAUAAAACUCUUGCAAAGCAGUGGAGCAGAUUUUAAUAAGAAGGACAAAUGUGGGAGGAUACCUUUGCACUAUGCAGCUGCAAAUUGUCACUUCCACUGCAUUGAGACACUGGUGACAACAGGAGCCAAUAUUAAUGAAGCAGAUGACUGGGGACGCACCCCUUUGCACUAUGCUGCUGCUUCUGACAUGGACCGAAAAAGAAAGAAUAUUUUAGGUAAUUCCCAUGAAAAUGCUGAAGAACUUGAAAGAGCCAGUGAGAUGAAGGAAAAAGAAGCUGCACUGUGUCUAGAGUUCCUCCUACAAAACGAUGCCAAUCCAUCCAUCCAAGACAAAGAGGGGUACAACACUGUGCAUUAUGCUGCUGCAUAUGGGCACCGGCAGUGUUUGGAACUGAUUGGAAGCAAAACUCCAUUGGAUAUACUUUUGGAAAAAAACAACAAUUUGUUUGAGGAGUCUGAUUCCACAGCUACAAAAAGUCCUUUGCAUUUAGCUGCCUAUAAUGGUCAUCAUCAAGCCUUGGAGGUACUUCUCCAGUCUCUGGUAGACCUGGAUAUUAAGGACGAGAAGGGACGUACUGCUUUGGACCUGGCUGCAUUCAAAGGGCAUGCAGAGUGCGUGGAAGCUCUCAUCAGUCAGGGUGCUUCUGUUACUGUAAAAGACAACGUCACCAAAAGGACCCCUCUCCAUGCUUCAGUCAUUAAUGGCCACACACCAUGCUUAAGGCUGUUGCUAGAAGUUGCGGACAACCCUGACGUAACUGACGCCAAAGGACAAACCCCACUUAUGCUUGCAGUGGCAUAUGGGCACAUCGAUGCUGUCUCCUUAUUACUUGAAAAAGAAGCGUCUGUAGAUGCAGCUGAUCUCCUGGGAUGCACAGCUCUACAUCGAGGGAUUAUGACUGGGCAUGAAGAGUGCGUUCAGAUGCUAUUAGAGAAGGAAGUCUCUAUUUUGUGUAAGGAUGCCAGAGGCAGAACACCUCUGCACUUUGCAGCAGCUCGGGGUCACGCCACUUGGCUGAGUGAGUUGCUGCAGAUAGCACUGUCAGAGGAAGACUGCAGCCUGAAAGAUAACCAAGGUUAUACACCGCUGCACUGGGCUUGCUACAAUGGUCAUGAAAACUGCAUAGAGGUACUCUUGGAACAAAAACUUUUCCGCACGUUCUAUGGUAAUAGCUUCUCUCCAUUGCACUGUGCUGUAAUCAAUGAUCAUGAAAACUGUGCAUCACUGCUCAUUGGGGCCAUCGAUGCCAGCAUUGUCAAUUGCAAAGAUGACAAAGGAAGAACACCCCUCCAUGCAGCAGCCUUCGCAGACCAUGUGGAGUGCCUCCAGCUCCUCCUGAGUCACAGCGCACAAGUGAACGCUGCAGAUCACACAGGGAAAACGCCUCUGAUGAUGGCAGCUCAAAAUGGUCACGUAGGUGCUGUAGACUUUUUGGUGAACAUUGCUGAGGCUGACCUGACAUUAAAAGACAAGGAGCUGAAUACAUCUUUGCACUUGGCUAGUGGUAAAGGUCAUGAAAAAUGUGCCUUGUUAAUACUUGACAAGAUACAAGAACAGAGCCUUAUUAAUGCAAAAAAUAAUGCAUUGCAGACACCCCUCCAUAUUGCUGCACGGAAUGGCUUAAAGAUGGUGGUUGAAGAGUUGCUAGCCAAAGGGGCAUGUGUCCUGGCAGUAGAUGAAAAUGGGAGAAGAGACCAACAUCCACCUCACUUCAGGGAGUUGUAGAGGUUUCUAGGUCAAAUGGACCAAGACCCUCCUCUGCAACAGAUGUACAAAAGGAAGAAUGAGACUCUCUAAACAAAAACAAACAAAUCAGCAAACAAAAAAGCUCUCAUGAAUUAACCAGCUGUACCAAGAGGACCAAAAUGCUUCGGUGAUGAAAUGGAAGACUUUGCUACUUUUUUUUUUUCUUCAAAUGUGAGUGACAUAAGGAAGUAUUUUUUUUCUAAACCACAAAAACUGUUGAGGUAAUGAGUAGUCUCGAAUGAAUUUUACAUUUUAUGACGCAGGUUUCAAAUCAACAUUUGUAACUGAGGAUGUGUUGACCACAGGUUUUGGGUUUCUUUGGGGUUUUCUGGACUAAAGAAGACUUCUUAUAAUUUUAAUGUGAAUGUGUUGAUAUUUAUUUGAAAUUAAACAAAUGCCAAGGAAAAAAUAACUAACUAUGGCUUGUUCUCCUAGUUAGCAUUCGUGCAUGCUGUUUGGCAUGGUGCGAAAUGAAAUGUGAAUCUAGGCAGGACUGAUGGCCUGAGUAGAAAAAGGAAAGGCCACGGAGGGUGCCCGUCUUGGUGUAUGGGACGUGAAGAUAAAUUCUGGUGAAAAGCAGAUAGCAAACCGCCUUCCCUCAUUUAAAAGCGUAAGAAAGGGAAUCCAAGUCCUUGGUAGACAAGUGAGAGAAGACUCUACAGCUACAGCAAAGUGGGGAAGAGAUAGUGUAGUAUGGAGUUGGUGUUGGAAGUUCCUGCAAGCCUGCAUCUGUGCUGGGAGAAGAAGAAGAGUUUCCUCAGUGCACGCUUUCAGCAGGGUAAAUGAGUGGUUUAGCUGCAGUUUUUAGCCACAUUCCACUGAAGUGAUAAAAAAAAAAAAAUCUAUUGGCAGACUCCAGUUCUUUCCUUAGGGAAAAAUAUGUAUAUAUUAAGUUCAUAUUGCCUUGCUCAAAUUAAACAUUGUUUCCUUGAACAUUGGCUAGAAUUGAAUAUUGUUUGAUUGAACAUCAGGUAAAGUUAAAUAUUGUUUCCUCAAACUCUGGGCAACAUUAAAUAUCGUUUCCUUGAACAUGAGUAAAUUUCCAGAGAUUACAACAGCCAACCACAAAUGAUAGAGUCUCUAAAGA